AUGCUCGCUCUCGAGCAUUCUCGGCGUCAACAAUUCGACCCAGCAUUCGACUUCGAGCAAAGCAUUCAAGCGCCCUUCCCCAGUCUGACCAUGGAUACCUUCGACUCGACCGACCCCAUGAUCAACUUUCAUCCUCUCCCAUACUCGUUCUUUGACAACCCAUCCAUGUUUGCGACGGCUCCCAUGCAAUCACUCAAGCAAGAAAUGCCGCCAUUCCAAGACCUUCCGCCGGCUCUAAUUUCGUCGGGCUCGGCACCUUCAAUCCCCAGCGCGUCGUCCUCCACAGUCGGUUCUCCAUACUCGGGUCCCUCCCAUACCGUCUCAAGUCAGGACGGUUUCGACCGCACAGCUCCUCCAUUCGGUCUGGGUGUCAUGCCAGCUAUCGUCAAUCACGAAGCCUUUUCGCAUGACAUCCUAGGAACUUCCAUGGAAGCCGAGCUGUCGUUGGGGAGCCAUGAGAAGCUCCCCGACAGUUUUGUGGGUGAGUGUGCAGAUCUUUCCUCUUCUCGUUCGCGACCAUCGACUGGUGCCAUUUUCAAUGCCCAAUCCUUGCAGCCACAUCCAUCAUCUAUUAGUGCUUCGCCCGAGUCACUGUCCAUCCAUACUUUCUUUGAUCAAGGCGUGUCCACCGUGCCUUCAGUCGCUUCCCUCUCGGGGGUUUCCACUGGUACCCAGUCCCCUUCAUCCGAGCAAACUUUGGCAACACCGACCUUCAAGUCACCCACCACACCUGCUUCAGCAUGUUCCAAGCACUUUUCCGUUAUUUCUCCCGUCAACGCGAGGAGCUUCUCCCCAACCUUGCGCUCGCAGACGGCUCCCAUCUUCCACCCUCAUAUGCUCUCUCAUGACGCGCAUGUUGCACCGCAUCAACAUCAACAUCACACGAGCCGUUUUCAGUCUCAUUUUUUUGCCCAAAGCAGCGGCAACUUCAUGCCGCCGCUGGAAACAUCCUAUCCCUCUUUGAUCCACGCGUCCAGGCCGUAUGGCGAUACGGUCUUCGCUGACCACGGCGCUUUCGCACCCAGCUUACACUCCUUCACCACGACAUCACCUUCCGGCUCACCAGCACCAUCACCUCAGCCAUACAGCGUGUAUCCCCCCACGCAAUUUUCCGAACCCCUCACCAAUGCCAACUACUAUCAACAGCAGCAGUACAUGAGUCGACGACCUUCGCUGGCUUCCUAUGUCUCCGGGGGUUCCCAUCCAAGUCCGACCUCAGAAAUCGACGACGAUGGCCGGGACAAGAGCCGAUGCCCUCAUCGCGACUGCGGUAAAGUCUUCAAGGACCUGAAGGCUCAUAUGUUGACUCAUCAAGCCGAACGGCCAGAGAAGUGUCCGAUCCUGACUUGUGAGUACAAUCAGAAAGGGUUUGCUCGCAAGUACGACAAGAAUCGACACACCUUGACCCAUUAUAAAGGUACUAUGGUCUGCGGGUUCUGCCCCGGAUCAGGCUCUCCGGCCGAAAAGAGCUUCAACCGAGCCGACGUAUUUAAGCGCCACCUGACUUCUGUCCACGGAGUCGAGCAGACACCACCCAACAGCCGGAAGCGCAGUCCAUCUGCAAGCAACCGAAAGCUCUCCAGCUACUGUCAAGAUGCCACCGGCAAAUGUUCCACUUGUUCAGCCACCUUUAACAAUGCUCAAGACUUUUAUGAGCAUCUUGACGACUGUGUGCUGCGCGUUGUGCAACAAGAGGAGCCGUCCGAGGCGGUCAAUGUCCAACACCUCUCUCAAAUCAACAACGACAAGGACGUUCAAGAGACCUUGGACCGUCAUAUGAUCAAGACUGAGGAUGCUCCAACCAGCUUUGACGAUGAAGACGAGGAGGACGAGGAAGAUGAUGAGGACGAUGACGAGGAUGAUGACCCGUCGUUCAACAGUCGAUCCGGCAAAGGCAUGAUUAAAUCCAACAAAGCCCCUGCCUCGUCCCGUGCAAUCAUCGGUGGUGGCGUCUCCAAACCUGGCAAGUCAUCAAAGAAAGGUAUGACUUGGUCCAAAGGUGGAGUGGCUCUCGUCGGCAAGGGUCGCAAGAAGAGAAGACAUUACCCACCGUCCUGGGGCAUGGCUGCCGAGAAGAUGCGCAUGAAGAAGCGUGUGCUUUGUGUCUAUGACGGCCAGCGGCGCUUGUGGAAGGAUGACAUGAUGCUCCACAACGAAUUCGAGGUCCGGAUGACCCUGCCUGACGGCAAGAGCUACGUUACCGACCUCGAUGUCGAGACUCUCAAGCGAGCUGAAGCCUUCCACAACGCCACCCCUGAAGAGAAGGGUCCCUGGAUUCCGACGUCAGAGCAUGAGAGUCAAGGUUUCGACCUUAACGCGCUCAUGGCUUGA
Fonsecaea pedrosoi CBS 271.37 is the source of this 2331-nucleotide messenger RNA. RefSeq lists its product as uncharacterized. The coding region runs from base 1 to 2331 and encodes 776 amino acids. The record is from RefSeq and is a predicted model, not a curated record. The transcript is spliced from 2 exons. Lineage: Eukaryota; Fungi; Ascomycota; Eurotiomycetes; Chaetothyriales; Herpotrichiellaceae.